This is a messenger RNA of Brachypodium distachyon (stiff brome), 1515 nucleotides long. Its product is annotated as RHOMBOID-like protein 6, mitochondrial. The coding region runs from base 244 to 1275 and encodes 343 amino acids. Gene Ontology annotation, biological process: proteolysis. The record is from RefSeq and is a predicted model, not a curated record. Lineage: Eukaryota; Viridiplantae; Streptophyta; Magnoliopsida; Poales; Poaceae. Gene Ontology annotation, molecular function: serine-type endopeptidase activity. Gene Ontology annotation, cellular component: membrane. The transcript is spliced from 5 exons.
CCUCCACGAGGGAUCACACAGGCCCAGGUCUCUUCUCUAGUCUCUAUUCAUCCCGAGACAUCGUCCACGCGUCCGUCCUUCCGUUCGUCCGUCCAUUUCCUCCUCUCCCCAGGAACUAGCCCAACAAAACAAAACAGAACGAACGAAACGAAACGAUUACUCCAUCAUCCAUUUGCACCGAACACGAACAUACAGCCAAGAAGCUCCAGCAUCCAGCACUCCAGCGACGACUCAGCGAGAGCCAUGUCGAACGGCGACAUGGAGGCCGGGGCCCCGGCGAGGGCGGCGACGACGACGGGGAUCAAGCCGCCGCCCGGGAGGUACAACGCGGACGGGCACGGGCCGCAGUACGCCGCGGCGGGGGCGCCGGUGUCGCCGUUCUACUACGCGGCGGCGGCGGCGCAGGAGAAGCAGCACCGGACGUGGCUUGUCCCGCUGGUGGUGCUCGCCAACGUGGCCAUGUUCAUCGUGGUGAUGUACUACAACGACUGCCCGCGCAGCGGCAACGGCGACUGCGUGGGCCGCGGCGUCCUCCGCCGCUUCUCCUUCCAGCCGCUCAAGGAGAACCCCCUCUUCGGCCCCUCCGCCACCACGCUGGGGAAAUACGGUGGGCUUGACAGGUACAAGGUGGUGCGCGGGAACGAGGCGUGGCGGCUGGAGACGAGCACGUGGCUGCACGCCGGCCUCAUCCACCUCGGCGCCAACAUGAUCAGCCUCAUCUUCGUCGGCGUCCGCCUCGAGCAGCAGUUCGGAUUCUGGAAGGUCGGCCUGGUGUACCUCGUGUCGGGGCUCGGCGGGAGCAUCCUAUCCGUGCUCUUCAUCAGGAACGGCGUCUCCGUCGGCGCCUCAGGCGCGCUCUUCGGCCUCCUCGGCGCCAUGCUCUCGGAGCUCAUCACCAACUGGUCCAUCUACACCAACAGGAUAGCGGCCAUGGCGAACCUGAUCAUCAUCGCCGCCAUCAACCUGGCGCUGGGGAUACUGCCCCACGUCGACAACUUCGCGCACAUCGGAGGCUUCGCCACGGGUUUCCUCCUCGGAUUCGUGCUGCUGAUCCAGCCCCGGUUCGGGUGGCUGGAGCAGCCCUUCGGUGCCAAGUCCAAAUCCAAGUACACGGCUUGCCAGAUCAUCCUCCUGGUUGUCGCCCUCAUCUUAUCGAUUGCAGGGUUUGCUGUUGGAUUGCUCAUGGUGUUCCGCGGAGUGAACGGCAACGAUCAUUGCAGCUGGUGCCACUACCUUACCUGCGUGCCGACGUCGAGCUGGAAGUGUGACAACUAGAAAGACGAGAUCAAGCAUGCCAGCCUGUGGAGAGAACGUGCUGGCCAUCGAGAUAAUUGCUUCAGUUUGGUUUCUUCUUCUUCUUCUUUUUUUCUUUUUUUUUGCAUAAUAUGCUUCUGUUGUAUAGAACUUUGUCGAAGAUGCGCUGAUUAGUGCUUCUGCUUGUAUAUGUUAAAACUCUGUAAAACACUCUGCUGUGGACAAAUGUGUUUAUUGGUUGACUUUACUCUGUUCCAGUUC